Neohortaea acidophila is the source of this 1045-nucleotide messenger RNA. RefSeq lists its product as uncharacterized. The transcript is spliced from 4 exons. The coding region runs from base 180 to 1010 and encodes 276 amino acids. The record is from RefSeq and is a predicted model, not a curated record. Lineage: Eukaryota; Fungi; Ascomycota; Dothideomycetes; Mycosphaerellales; Teratosphaeriaceae.
CACCAAAAUCGCGUUGGACGCAUUGGUCAUCCAUACAAACGUCGUGCGCCCAAACCAGCACGAUCACCAAGACGACUACGAUUACGCCAACCCCUUCGACCUCGACUGUCAUCUCGACAACAACCACCACGUCGACUGCUCCCGCGACUACCGCUACUGCAACGACCACGACGACGAUAAUGACGACUGAGACAGAUACCACCACAAUGACAGAUACAGCAACAACGUCGACCACCACUAGCGUCGUCUCAACCAGUACAAUCCCGGCGUCCGCUGGCUUCCUGCCAAUUCAAACCACGCUGCCUGGAUCUAACGACUCACUGGCGUAUCCGAACGAGAAAAGAGCUAUGCGCGACUUCGGUACCUCCUUGGGAGCCUCAUCGAAGAAGUCUUCCCCAGGAGGAGGACUACGGGGACGACCGCAGCACUAUGGUGACGCUUGUUGUUAUCACUACUGGGGCAGAUGUACCACAACUACCACUACCACCACGGUUACAUCACACGCCACGGCACAAACUUCUACCAUUACAACAACAUCGACCGCAACAGUUACAAUCACACCCGGAGCCGUAACGACCAUCACAAUGACAACUACGGAAACAGACACCACAACGUCCACGGCAACCACCACAUCCACCGAAACAGACAUCUUCACUUCCUUCACCAGCUCUACAAGCGUGUACGGCGCCUGCCAAACUCCCAAUCGAGCGGAUCAGGUGUUUGGCCUCGCGAUUGAGAAUGGCCAGCCGGACGCCAGCCUCACGGUUUUCGGGAUCAAUCCUGGUGCCAGUGGUUCGGCUUACGACUGCUGUGUCGCCGCGAUCCUCGAACCAGCAGGAGCGUACUGGGCAUGGCACGAGGGAGGGGAGUAUUGUGUUAUCUUCGCGGCAGAUUCGUGUGACGCUGGGCAGGCAAGUGGUGGGAAUGGUGAAGUAGACACUCAGUCGGAUGCCGCACCUGCCUUUGUGUUGGGGAAUGGGAACUGUGGAGCAUGGAACACGUUGAAUUAGAACAGGCGCUGUCCCAGCGGCAUAUUAGCAGGCCA